Messenger RNA from Cloeon dipterum, 1256 nucleotides. It is a transcript of the gene Scgbeta, whose product is annotated as sarcoglycan beta. The record is from RefSeq and is a predicted model, not a curated record. Gene Ontology annotation, cellular component: sarcolemma; sarcoglycan complex. Gene Ontology annotation, biological process: muscle organ development. Lineage: Eukaryota; Metazoa; Arthropoda; Insecta; Ephemeroptera; Baetidae. The transcript is spliced from 5 exons. The coding region runs from base 169 to 1116 and encodes 315 amino acids.
GAGCAGCAGCGGCGGUGGCGCCUGCGUGUCCCGCUCGACGCCGCGGCCGGUCGAUACGUACGCGCAGGCCCCGCCGCCGUCGUCGUGUUCGUCCAAAAAUACACACACAACGCCUCCCUCGGGCCGAAAAUAGGCUCGUUUUGGCGUCGAUUCGACCGGUUUUUCGGCAUGAUCCUGGAGGCGAGAGAGUCGGCCGCGCCGCUGGACGUGCUGCCCUCGAGCGGCCGCAGCACCCUGGUCAAGAAGGAGCUAAUGGUGAAGAGCCACAAUGGCAGCUUCAGAGCCGACUUCGUGUCUCCAUAUACUCUGCAGCAGACGCAGCCAAAGGAGAGCAAGGCCUUUAUGUUUUGGGUCUUGGUGGUGGUGCUCCUGAUUUUGGCCCUGGUCAACAUGAUCCUCACCUUCACCAUUCUAAGCGUCCUCAGACUCGGACAGGGAAUGCAAAGCCUGGAACUCAUACCCUCUGACAACCUGAUCAAAUUCUACGGCCUAACUGAUCUGUGUAACAUCACUAAGCGGGACGGCCACCUUGAAGGCUUCCAAGACAGUCCUGUGUCUCUUACUGCCGAUAACUCAGAGGCUGUCGUCAACAUUUUGAAACACAAAGGCGCCAAGACUUGGACCACCUCGAAAAUUGUGGUCAGACCGGACGGCUUGGCCGAAAUUACAAACGUUUCCACAUUUGAGGUGAAAGAUCAUGAAGGCCGUUUGGUGUUCUCCUCUGCCUAUCCGAACUUUGAACUUCCAAAGGGAGUGAAAAAACUGGACGUGCAAAUCGCCCGCGUGAGCAGGAUCUCCAGUCCUGUCGACUCGAACCUGCUGGUCGGAUCUGACACAUACGUCAAACUCCGCGGAAAUGAGGGCACCAAAAUCGAGGGCAAGGAAAUCGUGUGGAGCGCUGACCAAGAUUUGCUCCUGCGCAGUCUGAAUGGCUCGAUCCACCUGAUGGGCGGGCACGGCGUGGUGCUCGAUGUGCAGAACAUGCCACUGGUGACCAACGAGGGCUCCACGCAGCAGUUCAAACUGUGCGUUUGCCGCGAGAAGGGCAGGCUGUUCAGGGUCAAGAUGCCCGCCACAUGCCUCAGCUACGCCGGCGCCAACAACCCUUGCGCUUGAUGCACGAAAUAAAAAAUUCAAUUGACUGUUAGGAAAAGGCGAAUUACCAAAGAUGCAUUUUUGCAGAAAAAUGUUUAUCAAACUCUGUAGAUGUAUGCGUGUUUUGCAAAUAAAAGUUAAGCAUUUACGUUAAAAUAAUA